Vitrella brassicaformis is the source of this 2134-nucleotide messenger RNA. Lineage: Eukaryota; Vitrellaceae. The record is from the annotation of a GenBank genome assembly.
UGAAUAUAUAGCUCAGUAGAGACUUAUCCUCUCCCAUUUCAUGCAUACAGGCUGCGGGCUCAGCCUCUGAGGUCAAUUUGCCCAGCCCAGAAAUGAAUCGUCAAUGUCAGAUCAGUGAGUGAGUGUCGUAGGAAGAGACACAACGCACACACACACACGCGACAAAAAGUGCACGCAGGCCACACACAGAACUGACACAAGCCCUAUCUGUAUCUGUGUGCAAGGCUUAGCCCAGCUGGCUAUGCAUAGAGCAAUAGUAGGGGUGAAAGCGACACGAAAGACAGACACAAGACCAUCGCGGAGAGAGACAGGAGAUGGCACAGAUAGCAGCUGCCGCAGAUGGACAGACACCUCUGCGGCUGGGCUGGCCAGCAGAGACAGAUGCACACUGACCGUGACAGCAGCCGUGCUACACCUGGAAGGCUGGCAGCUGGCUCCUGCAGAGGUACACGACACACGACAGACACCAGACGACACAUGCAUGACGCAGUCAGUGGCCCCGCCCCCCAUUCGCGUACCGUCGUCUCCUUGGGCUUUCUUCCUCCAAAGCCUCCUGCAGAGCACACAAGACAAGCAGGAUUGCAGAUGAGAGAGUCUCAUCUGUGUGUGUUUGUUCGGUUGAGCUCACAAGUGCGCCCGGCUGUGCCUCGAGGUCUGUCUCGGCGGCUUCAGCCUUGGCAACGGCCUCCUUCAGCUUCUGAGCCUCAACGCGGCGCUUCAUACGACGCCUGAGACACAGACAGACAGAGAGACAGACAGACAGACAGACAGGCAGAGACACACGAUGGCUGAAUCUAGGGAUGAAAAGCUUGUGGUCUCUCUCUCUCUCUCUCUGUGUGUGUGUGUGUGUGUGAGUGUGUGUGUACCUCCUGGCGUGCCAGCAGCAUGCGGCCAUAGUGAGGAUCAAGAAGGUGCCGGUGCCGACUAUACCAAUGAUCACCGGCACUGCGUUCGUUGAUGAAAAUGGAUAAAGCAAGCAUGCGCAAAUGGUCGACCGGCCUCCCUGCCUGUCCCUCUUCUCUGAGCUACUGUACCUGUGAAGAAUCCCUCAGGGCAUCUUCUCAUCCUGUUCCAGAUCUCCUCAAUCGUGUUGUCGUCGUUGUCCGUUAUCAGACAACCUGCACAUGCACACGAAGCGACAGGAUGACAGCGAAGAACGACUACAUCAAACAUAGUGUCAGAGCCUGCCAACCGUUCUCGCACGGCUUGCCCCCACGGAGCUUCUCGCACUCCUGCACGUAUGACACAACGGCACAAGCAACAGAGGUGGAUGGUAAGUGCAUGUCCGCUUUCUCCAGUUUGCUCCGUCCGUCCGUUUGUCACCUUGACGACAUCUUCAUAGGUAUCCCAAAAGGAGCUGUUGUGGCCUCGUACGGAGUUGUGGACCAGCUCGUGCAGCACGGUGCCGAUCACCUGCUCGUACGGCACGAAGUCAUCGUUGUUGAAUCGCACCCGGACCUGACCCACAGCAUAGAAAUACCUGCAGCGGAUGUGUGUGGCGUGUGCCUUCUUCCUGUGGGGCCAAGCCAGUACAAACCUUGACUUCCUCUCCCUGGUUGACAUUGAGCCCCAGCAGUGACUUCUUGCUGGGCUUGAACUCGCGCAUCAGAUACACCGACCACUGACGAUUGCACAUGAUGGGGCGCACCUGCAGAGAAAGCAACGAGGCCAACCAACCAACCAAACUGCAAUCAAUAUGUGUGUGCACGCAUCGAUUUCUUCCCAUGAGCUGACUGACUGACUGACCAGGUUGGUGGCGUCCCUGAGCAUCUGCAUGGCCUUGCGGUCGUUCCUGUACCCCUCGGUUUUGAUCUCCCGCACCACAUACGGGUCGCAAGACUCACUCAGCUCCCGCCACGCCCCACCUCCCGGAUCUGAGUCACCUAUCGUCCUCUGAUCUUCAGCAUCACAUGUGCGUGCCAGCACCAACACUGCCGUCGCAAAAAGGGCCCUCUGCAGCAGCUGGGCGAAUGCCGAGUGGCUUCUCCUUCUUCGACGUUUGUUUGGCUGCGGUUCAUCGGGUGUUGGGGGAGUUGGGAUGGCAGUGGGGGCCUCCACAUCAGACACUGGGGAAGCGGGGGCUGGCCUGGCUUGACGACGGCGCAUUGAUUGCACCUCUCAGCUGAAGGGAACU